UGUGCAGUGGAACUCGGCCAGGGUCUCCCAGCACGGUGACGGAGUGCGCUCAGCCACAAGUGGCGCUGCUAGCUCGGGACAUGUGCGUCGACGUUGAUUGAACACCCAUUCCCAAACACUCCCGCGCCGGUGCCCGAACGCACUACUUCCUUCUACCUACAUAUUCUCUCCUCCGUGCGCUCACCGACUUCAUAAUCUAAACCGCCGCGCACCCUCGCCCACCAUGGCGACAAACCCUAAUGCCAUCAACGUCAACGACCCAAGCUUGAUCACCCUCGUCAACAAGCUGCAGGAUGUCUUCACCACAGUCGGAGUACAAAACCCCAUAGAUUUGCCCCAGAUUGCCGUCGUUGGAUCGCAGUCCAGUGGAAAGAGUUCCGUGCUUGAGAAUAUUGUCGGUCGCGAUUUCCUGCCUCGAGGCUCUGGUAUCGUUACCCGAAGACCGCUCAUCCUGCAGCUCAUCAACCGUGCCUCGCAAUCGAACGGUGUCAAGUCAGAGGAGAUCAAGACCAGCGAUGCCGAGUCCAACGUUGACGAGUGGGGAGAGUUCCUGCACAUUCCCGGCCAGAAGUUCUACGACUUCAACAAAAUCAGGGAAGAGAUUAUUCGCGAGACAGAGGCAAAGACUGGACGCAAUGCGGGCAUUUCACCAGCACCCAUAAACCUGCGGAUAUAUUCGCCGAAUGUCCUGACCCUCACCCUCGUCGAUUUGCCCGGUCUCACACGAGUGCCUGUCGGGGAUCAGCCACGGGAUAUUGAGCGACAGAUCCAAGAGAUGGUCCUGAAACAGAUCAGCAAGCCCAACGCUAUCAUCCUGGCUGUCACCGCCGCGAACACCGACUUGGCCAACUCGGACGGUCUGAAGCUGGCUCGAGAGGUUGAUCCUGAAGGUCAGAGGACAAUUGGUGUAUUGACAAAAGUCGAUUUGAUGGAUGAGGGAACCGACGUUGUCGACAUCCUUGCUGGACGCAUCAUUCCGCUGCGACUGGGUUACGUCCCUGUUGUCAACCGAGGACAGAGGGAUAUCGAGAACAAGAAGGCCAUCUCCCAAGCUCUCGCGCACGAGACAUCGUUCUUCGAGAAUCACAAGGCAUACCGCAACAAGGCUUCGUACUGCGGUACACCGUACCUAGCCCGCAAGCUAAACUUGAUUCUCAUGAUGCACAUCAAGCAGACUCUUCCCGACAUCAAGGCGCGUAUCGCCUCGUCGCUACAGAAGUACCAAAUCGAGCUGGGUCAACUUGGAAACUCCAUGCUCGGCAACAGCUCGAACAUCGUCCUUAACAUGAUCACGGAGUUUACAAACGAGUACAGGGGUGUCCUUGACGGAAACAACCAAGAACUCUCUGCAACUGAGCUCUCAGGUGGAGCGCGUAUCUCCUUUGUCUACCACGAGCUAUACGCAAACGGUGUGAAGGCUGUUGAUCCUUUCGACCAGGUCAAGGAUGUCGACAUUAGGACUGUGCUCUACAACUCGUCUGGUUCCUCGCCGGCACUGUUCGUUGGUACAACAGCUUUCGAGCUAAUUGUCAAGCAGCAGAUCAAGCGUUUGGAAGACCCCAGCUUGAAGUGUGUAAGCUUGGUCUACGAUGAGUUGAUCCGCAUUCUUGGCGGGCUCUUGAACAAGCCUACGUUUAGACGUUACCCAGCCUUGAAGGAGAAGCUGUACGCUGUUGUCGUGCAGUUCUUGAAGAAGGCUAUGGAUCCCACCAACAAGCUCGUCCGUGAUCUGGUCGGUAUGGAGGCUGUAUACAUCAACACUGGUCACCCCGACUUCAUCAACGGAUCGCGGGCCAUGGCCAUCGUACACGAGCGUCAUAACGGCGCCAAGCCACAACAGGUUGACCCUAAGACGGGCAAGCCUUUGCCGCCCCAGGUACCACCACGAUCGAUGUCGCCGUCUCUUGGAGGAGGAUCGUCCGAGGACGGCGGCGGUUUCUUCGGCUCCUUCUUCGCCAGCAAGAACAAGAAGAAGAUGGCGGCUAUGGAGCCGCCGCCACCGACACUGAAGGCUUCCGGAACUCUCUCGGAGAAGGAGGCUCAGGAAGUCGAAGUCAUCAAACUCCUGAUCACAUCCUACUUUAACAUCGUCCGCCGCACAAUGAUCGACAUGGUCCCUAAGGCCAUUAUGCUGAAUCUCGUUUCGUGGUCAAGGGAGAACAUGCAGAGCGAGCUGCUCACCAACAUGUACAAGACCGACGAGCUCGACGAGCUGCUUAAGGAGUCCGAGUACACAGUCAGGAGGCGGAAGGAUUGCCAGCAGAUGGUGGAGAGCUUGACGAAGGCGCAGGAGAUUGUCAACCAGGUGCAGUAGAUGGAACGAUGAGGCGGUUAGAUUUCUGCUCCUUUCUCCGGGCUGGCAUUCUCUGUAGGGUGUUCUGGCGCUAGAGUCGUGUAAAGGCAAUUGAGCACGGUUGUAUUCGCAGUGAGCAGAGAAUGAAUUGAGAGGCAGUGACAAUCUAUGACACAGUCGAGGCCCUCGCUUGACAAGGCUGUAUCGCCCGUUUCGAGUUCUGGCUACGAGGGAGUGGUGACGCUUUUAUAGGGCUGCCACGGUAAGCACUGCAGGACUGACUCGUCGACCAGUGGUAUGAGACAAGGACGUGUUUCUAGAUUCUCAUUCACAUGUACUGCAGCAGUAGUCGCGAUAUCCUGAAAUUGCGUUGUGAAAUCAAAACGGC
Didymella exigua CBS 183.55 is the source of this 2681-nucleotide messenger RNA. RefSeq names its product dynamin-2. The record is from RefSeq and is a predicted model, not a curated record. Bases 224 to 2314 code for a protein of 696 amino acids. Gene Ontology annotation, cellular component: cytoplasm; microtubule; peroxisome. The transcript is spliced from 6 exons. Lineage: Eukaryota; Fungi; Ascomycota; Dothideomycetes; Pleosporales; Didymellaceae. Gene Ontology annotation, biological process: peroxisome organization. Gene Ontology annotation, molecular function: GTPase activity; GTP binding; microtubule binding.